This is a messenger RNA of Serendipita indica DSM 11827, 1332 nucleotides long. The record is from the annotation of a GenBank genome assembly. Lineage: Eukaryota; Fungi; Basidiomycota; Agaricomycetes; Sebacinales; Serendipitaceae.
AUGGUCUGUCGACGUGUAUUUUACGUGCUCGCGUCCAACGCGCUCCUCGUCUCGGCCUCGUACUUUUCCAAAGGUUGGUCCCCCGACGCCGCGAGCCAGGCUGCGGCGGCGAGCCCAACUCCUCGUCUCUCGUCCCUUGGUAGCACUGGUGCAUCUCCGACGGGUGCUCCUGCGCGCUUCGACUGGUCAAAGCUGUUCACCGCCGGCCCUGUGGCCAGUUUCUUCGAGUUGACGGGCAUAAAUGUGACGCAGCGAUGGGAGGCGGCACAACAGGCAGCUGCCGUGAAACCAUAUGAUACACGUAUCCCAAUGAUCACCGAUGACAACUAUGACGAGCUCGUCAGAAAGGGCGACCCUAACGAUACCUGGUUCAUGGUCGUUACGCUAGGUGACCCUCGUGAUCCAAUAUCCAAGGAUGUCGAUGCGAUUUACGACCAGGCGUUCAAUGUGACCCUUGAAGCCAAUGACACUCCCCAUGUCAAGUGGGGUCGUGUGGACUAUAUGGAUGUCACUAGAGUGACCACAGAAUGGAUGGUGUGGAAAGCACCAAUCAUGGUCGUUGCUCGCGACCAAGGACGAGAACUUCGAUUCAUGUAUCCAUCUAAUCUCGUCAUGCAACCGGAAUCCAUCCACCAGUUUCUCAAACUCGGUCGUUGGACCGAUAUUCCGAUUUGGACGGGCCCUUUUGCACCUGGAGGCUCACUGGAAGGAGUUGUUAAGAUGUAUGCCAACAUUGCGACACCGCUAUACGCGAUGGCGAAUCGUAUCCCUAAGUGGAUCUUCCUUCUCGCGAGUGGCAGCGUCGCGAGUUUGCUCAUCCAGCUCAUGCAUAAAGAACCUGCUGCUGAGACCACCAAUGGGUCCACUCCGGCCUCCACUUCGGGUCGCCCAAAGCGAUUCGUCGUCAAAAAGGCCAGUGAGGUGCACCCAGAACUCAGUAGCAGUGUAAUGACUGCAAGCGUCGGAUACCGAGCCGCAAACUCGUUGCGUAGUGAAGCCAUCAAGAUUGAUCGACUGAAUACCAUCUUGGAUUGCACAGAGUACGCUGUUCUGGUUCGCCAAGAUGCUACUCGCAAACAUCAAGAGGCCCUCAAGGCAGAGAUUGAGCCACAGGUACAGGCACUACUCAAAUUGAGAGAGGAACGGCGCGCCGAGCGAGAUAAGCAAGAAGAGCGAUACAGACGACGGGCGAGUGCUCGACAGAGUGGCGGAACACCCAAGAGCGAGGUCGCGGCUGUACGGAGAGAACAGCUGCUGCUCCAACGUCGGGAUCGAUUGAGGAGGGAGAAUCAGGAUUUGGAGAGGCAAUUGGCUGAACAAAGACGAGACUAG